AAACAUUUUUACCGAUCCUCCGAGAUAAUGCGGACAAGGAAUGUGCUUAAGCCUCUAUUCUAUCAACCGCAGUAUCUUCUGAAUUUCUAUUGCAAAACCUAAAUUCCAUCAUCCAACGCCUCAGCCUUGCAGACCGCCUACGGUCUUAACUACUGGAUCCAUCAUCAAUUUGCGACUCAGCCUGUUUAGGAAAUACUCAGUGUCACAAUUGAGUUCAGCCUAAGGAUCAGUCCUUCUGUCCUCGAAUUUUCGAGAGUCAAUUCCAACACACGCGCAGCGCAAUUCGCCCAGCAGCCAAUUUCUUUGUCAACUCCGCCGAGAUGGAUUACGACCCCAUGGUAAUGGACCAGGAGUCCUCGGGACCUCAAGUCAAGAUCACAGAGGUAUAUUUUCCAUUUUGCUAUAGUUGACUUGAAUGAUUGGGAAGCUCAUGCGCAUUAUGUCAUAGGCUGGUUCACAUCACGUCGACUUUGAACUAUCCAAUGUAGACCUCUCCUUUGCAAACUCGCUCCGUCGAACAAUUCUCUCCGAAGUUCCAACAAUUGCCAUCGAUCGAGUACAAAUUGAAGCCAAUACGUCAGUUCUAGCUGAUGAAUUUAUCGCCCAUCGACUCGGUCUCAUCCCACUGAACUCCAAAAACUGUGAUGAUGUUAUUUACACUAGAGAUUGCGAUUGCGAUGGAAACUGUGAACUUUGCAGUAUUACACUUACUCUUCACGCGAGAUGUACGGGAGAUGAAAUUAUGAAAGUUUAUGCUCGCGAUUUGGUGGUAGAUCCUCAACGUGCUAAUAAAUGGGUUGGGAAUCCGGUCAUCACUGAUCCCGAUGGACUUGGACCCGUCAUUGCCAAAUUAAGAAAGGGACAGGAGUUACGCAUGAAGUGUAUAGCCUUGAAAGGUAUCGCAAAAGAACACGCUAAAUGGGCACCUACAGCUGCUGUGGGCUUUGAAUAUGAUCCACAUAACAAAUUGAAGCAUAUCGAUUUGUGGUAUGAACAUGAUGCUGCAAAGGAGUGGUACGUAAAUGAUCUUUUAGUGGGACUGAUGGAUUAUGCUUACUUAGCCACUAUAGGCCUAAAAGUAAAUAUGCAGAUUGGGAAGAACCGCCUCAAGAAGGCGCUCCAUUUGAUUACGACGCCGUACCAAAUAACUUUUACUUUGAAGUCGAAUCUAUCGGUAACCUAGAGCCUGAUGCCAUUAUUCAACAGGGUAUUAAAGUCAUGCAACAAAAAUUGGCUGCGGUCCUUCAAGAUCUUACUGAGGGUGAUGGACAAGCUAAUGGUGGGUAUGAUGCGCCUCAAAGUCCGGAUGUCGGUAUGAAUGGCCAAGGCUGGCAGGACGCAGGUUAUACUACACCUUAUGGCGGGGGUAAUGCUUGGGCUGGUGCAGGUGGUGCAGCUACUCCAUAUGGUGCAACUCCUUAUGGUCAAAAUGGUCAAAAUGGGUGGUAGAAAUUAUCAGUUUGAGGUUGAGGGGAAUCUGUGAUGAAGUACCGAAUACUUGGUUUGGUCUCAUAAUGCCGGAUUCAUUCAGAUGUUUUGCAUCUUCGUACAUCUCUUACCUCUGGACCGACACACCUUGAUCUCGAAAGAGCGCGAUAUUGAAGAAGCAUCAAUUUUCCUCCUAUCUAGCAGCUGCAUACACAAAAAUCGAGCAAUCCACUUCUCGCAUUCAUUAGAUGUACGGACAGCUCAAAAUCAAAAUCAAAAAUCCAGUAAUUACAUAAAAUAAAGUGUACAACGAAUAAUGCAUAAUUGCAUACAAUGGAGAUGACCGGCAUCGGAUGGAUAGGAUUGGCGUUAUAGGAAGUGGAUAGGACGUUGAUAGGAAUUAUACAGUUACGUUAACUAUAUGAAAGUAUGAAAGUAGGGAUAUGAUAUGUUUGAUAGCAGUCAUCCAUAAAACACUAUUCGAGUCUUUUAGAUU
Messenger RNA from Sclerotinia trifoliorum, 1924 nucleotides. The record is from the annotation of a GenBank genome assembly. Lineage: Eukaryota; Fungi; Ascomycota; Leotiomycetes; Helotiales; Sclerotiniaceae.